Messenger RNA from Ictidomys tridecemlineatus (thirteen-lined ground squirrel), 4405 nucleotides. RefSeq names its product G3BP stress granule assembly factor 2 (gene G3bp2). The record is from RefSeq and is a predicted model, not a curated record. Lineage: Eukaryota; Metazoa; Chordata; Mammalia; Rodentia; Sciuridae. Gene Ontology annotation, molecular function: mRNA binding. Gene Ontology annotation, cellular component: cytosol; ribonucleoprotein complex.
GCGCCCGGGAAGAGGUGGUUGUGAGGAAAGCGAUCUCGCGGUUCUCCGGCUUCCGAGGCUUCUGGUUUGUCGCGGGGAGGAGGCAGCGAGCGAGAAGAAUCCGCUGCAGCCGAUCCUCGGCUACUCUCCUGCUCACCUCCGCGCGACGUACCCGCCGCCGCUGUUGGUUGGAGCAUUUGACAUUGUGCAGCAAAGAAAUGGUUAUGGAGAAGCCCAGUCCGCUGCUUGUAGGGCGGGAGUUUGUGAGGCAAUAUUAUACUUUGCUGAAUAAAGCUCCAGAAUAUUUACACAGGUUUUAUGGUCGGAAUUCUUCCUAUGUUCAUGGUGGAGUAGAUGCUAGUGGAAAGCCCCAGGAAGCUGUUUAUGGCCAAAAUGAUAUACACCACAAAGUGUUAUCUCUGAACUUCAGUGAAUGUCAUACUAAGAUUCGUCAUGUGGAUGCUCAUGCAACCUUGAGUGAUGGAGUAGUUGUUCAGGUCAUGGGUUUGCUGUCUAACAGUGGACAGCCAGAAAGGAAGUUUAUGCAGACCUUUGUUCUGGCUCCUGAAGGAUCUGUUCCAAAUAAAUUUUAUGUUCAUAAUGAUAUGUUUCGCUAUGAAGAUGAAGUAUUUGGUGAUUCUGAACCAGAACUUGACGAAGAGUCAGAAGAUGAAGUAGAAGAGGAACAAGAAGAAAGACAACCAUCUCCUGAACCUGUGCAAGAAAAUGCUAACAGUGGUUACUAUGAAGCUCACCCUGUGACUAAUGGCAUAGAGGAACCUUUGGAAGAAUCCUCUCAUGACCCUGAACCCGAGCCAGAAUCUGAAACAAAGACUGAAGAGCUGAAACCACAGGUGGAAGAAAAGAAUUUAGAAGAAUUAGAGGAGAAGUCUACUACUCCUCCUCCUGCAGAACCAGUUUCUCUGCCACAAGAACCACCAAAGGCUUUCUCCUGGGCUUCAGUGACCAGUAAAAACCUGCCUCCUAGUGGUACUGUUUCUUCCUCUGGAAUUCCACCCCAUGUUAAAGCACCAGUCUCACAGCCAAGAGUUGAAGCUAAACCAGAAGUUCAAUCUCAACCACCACGUGUGCGUGAACAACGACCUAGGGAACGACCUGGUUUUCCUCCCAGAGGACCAAGACCUGGCAGAGGAGAUAUGGAGCAGAAUGACUCUGACAACCGUAGAAUAAUUCGCUAUCCAGAUAGUCAUCAACUUUUUGUUGGUAACUUGCCACAUGAUAUUGAUGAAAAUGAACUAAAAGAGUUCUUUAUGAGUUUUGGAAACGUUGUGGAACUUCGCAUCAAUACCAAGGGUGUUGGGGGAAAGCUUCCAAAUUUUGGUUUUGUGGUUUUUGAUGACUCUGAACCAGUUCAGAGAAUCUUAAUUGCAAAACCGAUUAUGUUUCGAGGGGAGGUCCGUUUAAAUGUGGAAGAGAAGAAAACGAGAGCUGCAAGAGAGCGAGAAACCAGAGGUGGUGGUGACGAUCGCAGAGAUAUUAGGCGCAACGACCGAGGUCCUGGUGGUCCACGUGGAAUUGUGGGUGGUGGAAUGAUGCGGGACCGCGAUGGAAGAGGACCUCCUCCAAGAGGCGGCAUGGCGCAGAAACUUGGCUCUGGGAGAGGAACCGGGCAGAUGGAAGGCCGUUUCACAGGACAGCGUCGCUGAAGCUCCACUGUUGGCAAAGUCUUGGCAGUGGUACAUUAUUCAUCGUGUUUGCAUUCUUGUUAAUUUUUUUGGCUUUGGAAUGUGACACAGCCUUUUUGAUCAUUUCUUUGAUGUGAAAAGCAUCUUUGGUUCAGUUAAAUUGAGGUGGACAUUAUUUCCCCAAUUUCACAACAGGAUUUACAUUGUUAAUUUAUAAAUCUAGACUUGGAGAAUUAAGGACUGAGAAAUGACCAUAUCUUAAAACUAUCUACAACAAAAUGAACUUAAAAGGACAUGCCCACUGAAUUCAGGUCCUUUGAGUCAAAAAAAAAAAAAUCUUCUGCUGCACAUUUUGUUUAAGUGUUACUGUUUCUGCCUAUUAAUGUUGGAAACACAAAUAGUGCAAUUUGUGCAAUUGGAGAAUCUUGCCUUUUUUCUUGGCUCCCCCCAAAAAUACAAACCAACAGAAACUUAUUAUGCACUCAUCAAAAUGCACUAUUGGGUACUCUGAACUCAUUAAUAUUGACAUCUGCAACAGGAGGCAACAGGGAAAAAAAAUCUUUCAUCUUUUUUCCAGUAGAGAAUAGUUUGUGAAUGAGGGCAUUUUAUCUGCUUGCUGUGACCAGCGUGUGUACUCUUAAACCUUAACAAGACUACAGAAAUAUUCCAGAAGGAAAUCAUUUAGUUGUGAACUAAAUAACAAAUCAGAACUUCAAAUGUUAUGGUCUUGAAUAUUAGACCAGAUUUAGUAGCUCCAUAAGAGUUUUCUACCUGCCCCUCUUCAGUACAGGGAUGGCUGGCUGCUCAACACAACACUCCUCCUCCCUUUUCCUUUCUUUAAGCUGUGUACAGUGGAAAUUGUCUUUCCUGUAUUUUUGUUCUCUGGUAAUGUAAUAAGCAUGAUGGUGCCUUCUAUUAAUACAUCAUUCCAGUCUUGCUGGUAAUUUUGUACAGUAUAGUUUAUGAAUUGCUGUGCUGCAAAGCCAAACAGCUGCAAAAUGUUGAAAAAUCAUUGAAGUGUAUAAAAAUUGCAGUAUCUUUAAAAUCAGUAAAAUGGACGCUUAUUAUUUAUCUUGUUUUUCAGUUAACAACUUUUGUGUUCUUUGUGGGAGGGAGUCUUGUGUGUUUGGAAUGGAGAGGGAAGAAAGAAGUCAGUUAUUUGAGUGUCUCUAGUUGACUUUUAGCGUAAGUGUGAACAUUGAAACAUCAUUUCAACUCUUGGGAAAGUCAGUCAACUUGAUGUACAUUUUUAGUGACAUUUUAAAAGCAGUCAGAUUCCAUAUGUGGCAAUUAAACCUAAAGUGAGGAUACUGCAAUUUUAAGAGGAAAGAACAGCAGCUCUUAAGUGUUUGCAUUUUCUAUUUGGGGGGCAGGGAACUGUCAUUCAUUUUGCACAAUUCUUGAACUGAUGUCAGCCCCCUAGUGGCUCCUGAAUUUAAGUCUGGGAUGACAUCUUUUUAUUUUUACAUGAAUCUCUAAACAAUUCUGUAGGCAAAAUUUGUAGCUGCUGGAUUAUUGUCUGUCUUUAUAGCAAGUUCCAGUAUACCACAAGUAUGGCCAAGGUUAUCUAAUUUUUAUGCUUGGAGCAAUCAGUACAUACCAGUUUCUGAUGUUUCAGGCAAAAAGUGGGAUAAAUAAGUGUGUAACCACUUAAAGCUGCUUGUUGGCAUGGAAGACUUCUCCAUUCUAUCUUAGUAAAAACAAAAUCUGCACUUGACAUAGUAGCAAAUUGGUUCUGAAUUAUGCAACUGUUUGCUAUUUAGUAAACUAGCAAAUGAUGCACGUAUUUUGUUUUUUAUGAACUGGGCAAUAUGAAUACAAUUAAAUCUUGUCUUUCUCUCCCCCCCCUCCCUUAAAUGAGGUCUUCCAUGUUUGAGGAAAAGUCUUGCACUAUUGCAUAUAUUUGGGGGACAUAGAUUUUCAUUUUUGUGGGCUUAAGGAUUUUUGUUUGUUUGUUUUGUUUGUUUGAAACAGUUUUACACUUUCUAAUGUAUAGUACUUGAAGUUCUUACCAGAAAAUUACUUUGAAGUUUUGAAGCCUUUAUCCAAACUACUUUUAAAUAAGUGGUUCUGUUGUCAGUGUUUUUUUUCCCCCCCAAGCAUGUUUUUCCUCUUCUUUCUCCUUCCCAUCAUAUAUAUAUGUAUGUAUAUGUAUAUAUAUGUAUAUAUACACACACACACACACACACACACACACACACACACACACACACACACACAUAUAUAUAUACACACAUACACACAUAUAUAUAGACAUAUAUAUAUAUAUAUUUCCAAUCCAGGAUAUUGCCCUGUAACCCAUAAAAACUGUUCCGGCACCAAAAGAAAUGACAAAUGUUAAGUGUAAUAGAAAAGUAGAGCAAAGAGCCAUUCAGCUUCAGUUUUUACAUACUAGAAAUGAAACAUUAAAACAUCAUAUGGAGAAGUUUACAUGGUGAUUGUUCACCUGCUGUACUGUGGACUUUUAACAUUUUGUCCCCUUUUCGGUGAAGCAGUAAAAAUAUUCAUCUAUCAUUACUGUUAUUUUCUGAUUUUAUUUUAUUUUUUGAUGGUAAUAUUCUAUUCUUAUGACACUAUUGCAACCAAAUUGGCUUUACCAUCUUGGCUUUAGUAGGUAUAGAAGACAAUGGAUUACCAUCUUUAUUGCUGUAAUGUGUUAAGCAUUAUAUGCUAGUAGAACCUAGUUUAAUUGUUUCGGGUGGAAAGUAUUCUUUUUGAGUUUCCAUUUUGAAUGUGUUUGGACUAAACCAACAAUAAACUACUGAUGUCUGCAGCACUUA